AUGUUGCUAAUGCUAUUAUAUGGAAUUUGGUUUCGAUUAUCAUUGUUGCUACCACUGCCUAUCCCUUGUAAAGGUAGAAGUAACGAAUAUGGUGUUGGUGUUUGGGACCAGGUUACUGGUAAACAAGUUGAUUUUUUUUAUGAGCCUUUACGUUGGUCGUUUGGUGAUGCUGAUAAACUUCAAUGGUUAGAAGGUAGUAACUGUUUGUUAGUUGCUACAAUGUUUCCUAGAAAAGAUAACUGUUACAUUAGUCUUUUGGAUUUCAGAGCGAAGAAAAUGGUUUGGUGUUGGUCUGAAUGGGUUUUAACGUCGAGACUUCGACGAAGCUAUGGUGGGUCAAUCUGUGAUUUUUCAAUUGGUGGUGAUAGGCUUUUUGCACUUCAUAGUGAAGAGAAUGUUUUUGAUAUUUGGGAGACUCCAACACCACCAAUUCUAUGA
This is a messenger RNA of Lathyrus sativus (Indian pea), 438 nucleotides long. NCBI's taxonomy places the organism in Eukaryota, Viridiplantae, Streptophyta, Magnoliopsida, Fabales, Fabaceae. The record is from the annotation of a GenBank genome assembly.